UGUGUGUGAUCUGUAGUCCAACAGGAGACAUUUCUGGUAGCUCUGACCUUGUGAUGACUCUUUACACUUUUCUGAGCUCUCAUCAGAGGUUCCCUUGCUGUAACUCACACACACUCAUACACACUCAGGCCUUUGUGUGUGUGUGUGCAUGUGUGUGUUUUUCUUUGUACAGGGCAAUUGAGCCGUUUGAUCUCUUCCUCCUGUCCAUUGCACAGCAGGAAAUAGAGAGAGUGAGUGAGAGAGAGAGGAUUGGCUGAGGGAGGAUGGGAAGGACAGUCUGAGUGAACAUUCUGAUGAUGGGGAACAAACACACCUUCAGCGAUGCACUAACUCUGAACUCUGAUCCUGAUUUCACUGCUCUGUAAGAAGGACCUGUGUGUGUGUGUGUGUGUGUGUGUGUGUGUGAGGGAGGGAGAGAGAGAGAUGGAUCUAACACAGGAAGGUUCUGGUUCUGGUUGGUGUGCUGAUUGUCAGAAUGAGAAUGGUUCAAAUUAUUGGGAUUAUUCAGAUUACUGGGCUGAAAUGUCCUCAGCCUUCAGCCACUCUGAACUGGUUGCCGUAACGACACUGUGUGUGCCACUGCUAGUGCUCGGCCUGAUGGGUAAUAUUCUUACUAUCCUGGUGGUGUGGCUCCGCCCCCAGAUGAGAAGCACCACCUACCUUUACCUGAGCAGCAUGGCGGUGUCGGAUAUCUUAAUGCUGGUACUGAUGCCCCUCGACCUGUACAAGCUCUGGUGGUACCGACCCUGGUUCCUUGGUGACGCAGUGUGUAAACUCUCACAGUUUGUGAGCGAGUGCUGCACUUUCUCCUCCAUCCUGCACAUGACUGCUUUAGGGGCGGAGCGUUACGUGGGUGUGUGCUUUCCACUCAGAGCCCGCCUCCUGGUGACACGGGGGCGUGUCCGUGUGCUGAUUGGUGCACUGUGGGGUGUAAGUGUCUUGAGUGCAGGCCCUGUGCUGGUGCUCGUAGGGGCGGAGCCUGUAGAAGGUAAUCUGACCGAGUGCCGUGUGACCCAGUGGGCGGAGUCUUCGGGGCUGAUGGUGGCCAUGUUGUGGCUCUCUAACCUGUAUUUCAUCAUUCCACUGAUGACACUAACGAUGCUCUACACACUCAUUGCUCGCCGACUACGCCAACGUAGACACGUCCAUCGAGACCAGACCCACCGCCAGACACUAAGGAUGAUGGUGGUGAUCGUGUGUGUGUUUGUGGUGUGUUGGUUGCCGUUUCAUGUCGCUCGUACGUUGUUUUGUUUGUCUCUGACUUCCAGCGUUCAGGUUUAUUUCCUCUCUCAGUAUCUCAAUCUCGUUUCCUUCGUGCUGUUCUACUGCAGCGCUGCCAUCAACCCACUGCUCUACAACAUCAUGUCCUCCCGUUACCGUGACAACGUCCGCGCCCUACUCCGCCCGCGCACUCGACCCCUGCCAGCCCCCUCCCCUUCCAGCACACACUUUUGACCACUGUGCGUGUGUGCUGUACUGCAGUGUGUGUGUGUGUGUGUGUGUGCGCGCGCGCGUGUGCUGCCAGAGCCAUUGACGAGAAGCUGUGACAUAUUUAUGGACUUUGUUUACUCUGUGUGUUUAAAGAGUUUUAUAUAAUAUGUAUAUAAGCUGUUUUGUUUCCAUGGAAACAGAAAUUGAGGUUUAUUGCUUACAGUAUUACUGUGUGUGUGUGUGUGUGCGUGUGUGUGCGUGUGUGUGUGUGCAUGCUGGUGGAUUCUUUUGCAAACAUCAGAGUAAAACAUUUUCAGACAAACAUUUUAAUCAACAUUAUUAGCAAAAUAGCCUGAACACCAAUAAGAUGAAAUCUCCAGUAAAAAACGAUGUGAAGUGACGAUGAUAAAGAAACUCAACACUAACACACACACACACACACUAACAGUAACACACACUGUCCAUGUGCUGAAAGUAAAUCUCUACAAGAAUCUCAAUGAAAAACUGCAAUUAUAAUCAUGCAGAUGUGUGAACAAUGUUUUAUAUCCAACAAGUAAAUAUAUUCCUGUUAAAUAUAAUAACAAUAAUAUAAUAUAUAACCAACAGCUCUUUAGAAUGUACAAUAUUUACACAUUAAUGCAUAAUAUUAACACACGCAGUGGUGAAGUAUAACACACACAUUCAUAAAGUACAAUACAGUUCAUUUAAGCCGUGUGUGUGUGUGCUCAUUACAGACUUCAAGGCACUGCACAAGCAAAAUAAAUUCAUAAAAUGA
Molecule: messenger RNA, 2206 nt
Organism: Tachysurus fulvidraco (yellow catfish)
Lineage: Eukaryota; Metazoa; Chordata; Actinopteri; Siluriformes; Bagridae
Product: growth hormone secretagogue receptor type 1-like
Exons: 3
Coding region: 424-1455 (343 amino acids)
Biological process (GO): hormone-mediated signaling pathway; G protein-coupled receptor signaling pathway
Cellular component (GO): plasma membrane
Molecular function (GO): growth hormone secretagogue receptor activity
Source: RefSeq, a predicted model, not a curated record